AUGAGGGCUGUAAUUGUUUUAGGCGCCUUAUGCAUGGCGGCCGCCUGCGCUGCCUACGAGUCUGACGAUCAGGCGGUAGCUGCAAGCCACCAUGAACACGGUGGUGGACAUGAACAUCACGCCCAUCACCAUCACCACCACGAAGGCAAGGGCGACAAGGGUCAUAAGGGGCAUCAUCAUCACCACAAAGGUGAUGAAGGACAUCAUGGAAAACACCAUCACGAAGGACACCAUCACGAGCACGGAGGCGGUCACAAGAAGCACUGGGAUGAACAUGACCAUCACGGAGAGCAUCAUAAACAUGGCCACCAUCAUAAAGGCGAAAAGCACGGACAACACGAACAUCACGAUAAAGGGGAGAAAACCGACGGUUACCACAAGAAGUACCACAAAGACCACUUCCACAAAGACCAUCACUUUCAUGACGGCCAUCACGACGAAGGUAAACACCAUAAGUAUGGUCAUCAUCACGGACACCACGAGAAACACGACGGUCAUCACAAGAAGGGCGGCCACCACCACUCCGGUCAUCACGAGGGACAUCACGGCAAACAUGGUCACCAUGAUCAUGGUCAUUAUGACGAAGGUCAUCAUGGCCAUAAAGGACACCACGGACAUGAAGAACACGACCACCAUCACCACCACCACGGCAAGAAAGGUGGACACGAUGACCACAAAGAAUGGGGAUUCCACCAUGGGAAACACUGA
Molecule: messenger RNA, 708 nt
Organism: Leptosia nina
Lineage: Eukaryota; Metazoa; Arthropoda; Insecta; Lepidoptera; Pieridae
Source: the annotation of a GenBank genome assembly